AUGCCAAAAAAAACUCCCACGGCUAAUAAAACUAUAAUCCGGUUUUUCUUUAUUGAAGAAAAGAAAGAUGAUAAAGAAACAGGAUAUUGGAAAUGCAAAUAUUGCACAGAUGAUGAAGGAGUUUCUAUCGUAACCAUUAAAAAAGAAAAGGGAACCGGCUGGUCAAAUACUUUUAGUCAUAUUAGUAGUAAGCAUAAAGAUUAUCAAGAAAUCAUAAAAAAGAAUGUGAAAAAUGUUUUUGCACUUACUCCAGCAGUUAAAAAUAUUUUAAGUUGGAUCAAAUUUAUUAUUCAUUUGAAUUUGCCUCUUAGUUUUGUGGAUGAUCCUCUAGUUCAUGAAAUGUUUAAGUACGAUCCUAUUUUCUCAAAUACGUUGAAAAAGCAUAUGAAAAUCUUAACAGAAAAGGUUGAGCAAAAUUUAAAAAAGGAAUUACCUAAUACUUUUGGACUGUUAUUGAAUGGAUGGAAAGAAGGAAGUGAUUAUUAUAUUGCUUUAUUUGCCUGCUACUAUGAUAGAAAAAAAGGAUGUCAAUUACCGUUACUUGCAUUUCAACCAAUUCCUGAUUAUUAUGAAGAUACUAUCAAGGAAUAUACAUUAACUGCUGAAGCUCACAAACAGUUUAUUAUCUCUGUCUUGAAGUAUUAUAAAGUCGCUCUUCAAUUGGAUUGUCUAUUAUUUUUGGUUGGAGAUAACUGCAAUACAAAUAAGGCACUUGCUAAAUUAUUAAAUAUUUCUCUAAUUGGAUGUGCGAGCCAUAAACUCAACUUGGCAGUAAAGCGUUUUCUUGAAGAAUAUAAUACUUUGUUGGAAAAUAUAAAUAAGCUAAUGAUAAAGCUUUCAACUAUAAAGCAAGUAGCCAAAUUACAUUGCAGUUGUGAUCUUCAACCUAUCAAGAGAGAUGAAACUAGAUGGUCAUCUACUUUUGCAAUGAUUUCAAGAUUUUUCGAAUUGGUUUCUUAUUUGAAUGAAGAGGAUAAAGAAUUGUUUAAAUUUAUUCCUUCUAGAAGCGAACAAAAUUCUCUUAAAAAAUUAUUGGAAAAGCUUACUGAUUUUGAAUCAGUAUCCAGAAAGAUUCAAGAAGAUAGUAUUGAUCUUUUUACUGUAUGCUGUUUAUUUGAUGCUUUGAUUGAUAAAUAUCCAAUUGUUGAAGAAUAUUUAAGUGAACAUGUUUUGAUUGUAUGCAAUCCUUCAUUUGAAUCUGAAAUUUGCAAAGUAAUAACAGGAAACGAAAAUUUAACAGUAAAAGAAACAACAGCCAUGAAAUGUUUAAAAAUAAAAACAGAUGAAAUAGGAGAACAAGAAUCUUUUGUUGAAAGAGUUUUGAAAAGACCUCGCUUGUCCAAGUAUCCUGACUUAAAAUUUAUUCCACCUACUUCAAACUUAGUGGAGCGAUUUUUUAGUCAAGCAAACUGUUUCUGGAACGGAAGACUUUUACAAUCUGUUUAUGAUGAAAUUGAAUCUAAAUAA
Acaulospora morrowiae is the source of this 1467-nucleotide messenger RNA. The record is from the annotation of a GenBank genome assembly. NCBI's taxonomy places the organism in Eukaryota, Fungi, Glomeromycota, Glomeromycetes, Diversisporales, Acaulosporaceae.